ACGGUUUUAGAGCCACUGGCCAUUCAAACUGAAAUUCAAAUAUAAAACAAUGUUUUUUUUGAGUUGUUUAUUCACAAAUUUCUCUUUGCAAUCCCAUGUGCUUCGAUCAAAUGAUCAUUAGAUAUGAGAAAUCACCCCUAAGCCUAGACAAUGGCCGCCGAAAAGAAGAAACACCCGCCAAAAAAGAAGUCACAGGAGAAAAAGAGUACAAAAUCAAAACAGAGUGCUUUAAAUGACAAUCUGCCCAAGAUAUGUUUUGGCAUAGCGAUUUCCGAUCUGCUGCACGCGUUAUAUUUUACUGUUCAAGCAAUGAUUCUUCUGGUUCAACAGUUUAGCGUGUUUGCUAUGUUGGCGCUUUUGGGUGUCAUUUUCUGGGUUAUAAUUGUCAUCUUGCUGAUGGUUGGCCUUUUCAAGCGCAAGCCAGUUUUCGUUAGAUAUUGGCUUAUAUUUUCCUUAGUCGGCUUUAUCACCGAUAUUCUAUUUCUACUCUGGGGCAUUGCGACUUCAAUAACCGUGGAUUGGGAUCGACUUCAGGAGUUUUCACUAAUAUUCCUUGGUAUAUUUAUUGAAAGCACUUGCAUAUAUAUCAUACAUCGGUAUUACCAGAUUAUGGAUGAAUCAAAAAAGAAGCGGACCUUAUGCUGUGGCGGCAAAGAUGACAAGAAAAAGUCGAGCAAGAGCCCCAAAAAGAAGAAAGCCAAAAAAUAAGACCAAAUGCUACUCUUAAACUUUAGUUGGCUUUGUUUUUCCACCCCAAAUAAAAUAUAUUUUUAUUAAAUUGCUUAAAA
This is a messenger RNA of Drosophila santomea, 788 nucleotides long. RefSeq lists its product as uncharacterized. The transcript has 5 exons. The record is from RefSeq and is a predicted model, not a curated record. Bases 151 to 708 code for a protein of 185 amino acids. NCBI's taxonomy places the organism in Eukaryota, Metazoa, Arthropoda, Insecta, Diptera, Drosophilidae.